Messenger RNA from Bacillus rossius redtenbacheri, 5731 nucleotides. Its product is annotated as zinc finger protein 668-like. The transcript has 11 exons. Gene Ontology annotation, molecular function: protein binding; RNA polymerase II cis-regulatory region sequence-specific DNA binding; DNA-binding transcription factor activity, RNA polymerase II-specific. Gene Ontology annotation, biological process: regulation of transcription by RNA polymerase II. Lineage: Eukaryota; Metazoa; Arthropoda; Insecta; Phasmatodea; Bacillidae. Bases 166 to 2631 code for a protein of 821 amino acids. The record is from RefSeq and is a predicted model, not a curated record.
ACUUUUAGUGUAUUUUUUUUAAAGAUUCUUCUGUCAUUCUGAAUUCCGGUGCGAAGUGUUAAGUUUUAUAUUAAUUACGAAACGGGAGUUACAAUUCUUUGUCGGUACUUGCUUGAUAUCAUGUAAAAUCUUCUGUAAAUAUAUUUUGACGUACACAAAUUAAGAAUGGCAUUGUCGGUUUUGCCAAAUAAUCCGAUGAAUUUCACUGAAAAUCAACAUGGAAAUGCAAUUCUAGAAAAGCUGAAGAUACAAAAAGAACAAGGAAGAUUUUGCGACGUUACAUUAUAUGUAGAAGGGAAGCAGUUCAAAGCUCACAGGAGUGUUUUGGCCUCGUGUUCUCCUUACUUCGACUCUGUGUUGAAAAUGCACAGGACAGUAAAGGAACGGUUGACAAUUACUUGUCAGAAUUCAGAAAUAUUCAGUUGUUUACUUAAUUACAUGUAUACUGGAUCAGUAGUGAUUGAUAAAAAUAAUGUUGCAGAGCUAUUGCGACUUGCUAAUCAUUUUCUUGUUGGCAAAUUAAAAAGUUACUGUGCUGAGUAUCUCGACAGGUAUCUUGAUGUCACCAACUGCCUCACCGUGAGGGAAAUGGCUGAAAAAUAUAACAUGCCAGCAUUAUCUAAAGCAGCUACAGUUUUUGUUCAAGUUCAUGUAAAUAAAGUUAUUCAACAAGAUGAACUACUAAACAGCACAUUUACAAAAAUUGAAUCAUUUUUGUCCGAAAAGUCGUGGAGCCUGCCGCCCAGCGGGGUGCUGAGCCUGGUCGCCCGCUGGGUGGGCCGCGACGUGGCGUCCCGGGAGCGCAACAUGCGGGCGCUGCUCACCUUCGUGGACUGGAACGGCGUGGACGGGGUGCUGGUAUCGGAGCACGUGGACCGCGAGCCCCUCUACUCCAGCAGCGAGGCCUGCCUCUACUUCGUGCUGCAGGCGCUCGUCGACAACAACCUGCUGUUCCCCAAGUACCAGGGCAUCUACCAGGCCCUUCAGGACAAGUUCAUCCAGGCGGGCUUCUCCCUGCACAACGACACGUACCUGUCGAUGGGGGUCUCCAGCAUGAUGGACGGCAUCGGGGAGCACCCGGCGGUACACUCGGCGCCCGUCGGGCACCUGGACGGCGGGCAGGGGGCGGACAAGAGUGCGUGCGGGAGGAGCAUGGCCGCCAACUCGGAGGACAGGAAGGGCAAGUCCAGCCCCCAGGCGGCGCCCGUCUCCAUCAGGACCACCAAGAAGAUCAAGCGGAAGCUGAUUCUGCGGCGGUUCCAUCGCCGCAAAGAGAAACUGUAUCGUUUGCACCCUGGAGGGAGGUUGGCUGCACUGUCGAGGCACAAGCGAGUGAAGCAGUGUGGCAGUUCUCUGAAGAACAGUGACGACGAUGCGGAGCCCCUGAGCGGCUACAGCUGCCACCUGUGCCCGCACGUGGCUCCCGACACCACGCGGCUGGAGCAGCACCUGGCGCAGGCUCACACCAUCGACGUCACCUACAAGUGCGGCGUGUGCGGCUUCGUCUGCCAGUGGAACAAGGACUACCUGGCGCACAUGCGGGGCCACUUCCCGGGGCCCCCCUUCAAGUGCGACACCUGUGACUUCAGCUGCGACGGCAUCCAGCAGGUGCUGACGCACCGCAUGAAGCACUCGGACGAGCGCCCGCACCGCUGCGACCAGUGUGGCUACUCCUGCCGCACCCGGGGCAACCUGCUGGCCCACCUGCGCUGCCACUCCGCCGACCGCCCCUUCAAGUGUGAAAUUUGUGGGCGAGCGUUCUCUGCCAGGACCACUUUGGAGCAGCACCUCGCGAGCCACAGCAACGACCGACCGUACACAUGCGACAUUUGUGGUUUUUCCACCAAGUACCUCAGCCAUUUGAUUGCUCACAAGAGAAUGCAUGCUGGUGACCUGUACCGCUGCUCGUAUCCCCAGUGUAAGUACUCCACACCCAAGAAGUCCCAGCUGGGGUCCCACGCCAGGACCCACGGUGUGGUACGUCCGCACUCCUGCAAUAUUUGUGGUCGAGGGUUUCUCGAAAAGAGUCAUCUCAUUCGUCACGAGCGAAUCCACCUGGAAGAGAAGCCUUUCAAGUGCAGUCAGUGCGAGUACGCCAGCUCGCGACGGGACAAGCUGAAGGAGCACUUUGGCCGUCACCACGGGGAGAACGCCUCGGCCAAGGUGCCCUACAAGGCCCGCCCAAUGAGAGCGUCCGGCUCGUCCUCUUCGUCGUCGUCUGGUCGCGGGGGGCCCAAGGCCUGUCAGGACGGCUUCUCGUCCAGCUCGCUGCCCCCCGGCGACCGGAGCAGCGCCGGGCCCCAGCACCAGCAGGGAGCCCCCCCCGCCGCCGACAUGAACCUCAUGAUGCAGCACCACGCCCCGCAGGCAUCCUACCCGGCCUUCAGCGAGGCCCCGCACCCCUCGCUCGACUACCCCCCUCCCUACUCCCGCCAGGCGGCCCAGCAGGCCGGCCCCCACCCCCUGGUGCGCUCCUCCCAGCAGGCGGUGGCGGCCAUGAUGCUGGACCCGCGCUUCCACCACCCCAACCCCUCCUCCGUGGCCUACCACCCCUCCAUGGGCGGGCAGGCGCAGGGCAUGGGGGCCCAGCACCACCAGCCGGACUACCCCUGCAUGCCGCCGCUCUUCUAACACCCACUAGUAAUGACUUAAUGCAGCGCAGUACACGAUAUCAACGCAGGAAUACUCAUCAACGUUGUUUCCAAUAAUAGCAGAUACAGAAAUUUUUUCGGUGGGUUGAAAAAAUACACUCACAGGUGGGCCUGCAGCAGUAGACGUAGGCGACGUGGCUUCUCACACCGUAACAUACUGUCUUCACUGACAAUCCGCACAUUCUUUCAUAACUUUGGGUGGGGGGGGGGGGGGGGGGGGCUACUUAAUUUUAUCGCAUGAUUGUUGUUGCUGCGUUAUUUCAGGACAUCAGUAUUUGGAAAAAAAUAAUUCUCGCAUAAAAAUCGCAUCAUGUACUUGGUACCGGUGUUAGAUUCCGAGCACUUUGUGUAGGUAAUAAACGUGACAGGAUAAAGCACCAGAGUAUACUAGAAAUACCAUUCACCUUUUUAAUGAUAAUUAUAUUUAUUACAUUGAAGUGCAUCUUACCCUUGUUGAUAAACUUUUUUUUUUAUUAUAAAUAAUUAAGGGUCUUAGAAUUGAUGGCAUCUUACAUUCGAGUAAAUAUGAUAAAGGUAUCUUUAAACAUCUUCUAAUUGUCGUAAAAUUAAUUUUGAUGAUGUGUUUAAAACCAGAGGAAUCCGUCAUGUUUGAAAUCUCGCUCUGGAUCCUCUUAAUAGUCUUUAUCCAACAUGUCGCAAGUGCGUUUCUCACUUUCUUUUAAAUGUGCAUAACUUCAAAAUUUGGAUUUUUUUUUUUAAACUAGCUUAUGCAUUUUAAUAUUUUUUUGAUACAUAAGGAAGUUGCAAUGAUAGCAAUUUGUGGAUAUUUUUAGCCAUCCAAGAAUCUGAUUAAUGUGGAGAAACAAAACUUCCACUCUGUGACUAUUUUAAAACUGUAGUUUCCAGAAACAUAAGGUGACCCUAUUGCAAGACUGUUUUUUUUUUACAAUUUUUUUCAAAACUAUUAUUUUUUUUUCUUCUGUUUUCAACACUGCACUUGUGAUGUGUAGCAAAAGACAAUUCAAAAAUGAGUAUCUCUUUUCCUUAUCCUAUUAUUGUAUUUUUUUUUUUAAGUUUUCGUUAUAUAUGCAUUUUACUAGCUGCCAUGUCUUGAAAAUGUGGAAAUCUCUAAAUGAGGGAUUCUAAAGUCUACCAGGAAUGAUUCAGAAAUUAAAAAUAUUUAAUACAUUUCAAAAUAGGCAGCACUCUUUUAUUAAAAAAUGAUUUAAUUGAGCACUGUUUGCUGUCAUAGUGACAGUUUGGAGGAAACACAUUUUCAGUGUAGCUUUGUUUUUUAACCUCAAAUGUGGUCUUAUUUCACUGCGUGUGUAUUAGUGCCCUUUUUCUUAGGUUUGUGGAAGGGGACAUAUCACCCUUAUUGCCUCCCAAGCUAUGCCACUGUUGUCUAGCUAUCCCUAGUAGUCAUAAUUAACAGGCAUUAAGAAGUUUGACUUAAAAUACAACUGAUAUUAACGUAUUUUGUUAGCUAGAACUUUCUUAGAAGUGUUUCCUGUGGAUUCCACUUUAAAGUUGGAAUUUUACUUGUAAACGUACUGUGAUACAUGUCGUAAACCCUGCCCUGCGGUUAAGAUGCUUAGUUUGUAUCGUGGUGACUGAGAGGUUUCCUGGAUGGAGUAUACUUGUCAGUUCUUCUACUAACACAUCUUGUAGAUAGUGUAAUGUGCUCCUUUAGAUUUCAUAGCCAAAUAUUUCCUUUGCUUUUCCAAGUGAUUUAAUGGAGAAAGGUUCUUAAUCCAGUAUUCUAGGGUUUGGAACGUUCUGUAGUGUAAUCAAGCCACACACAUUCAGAACUUGGUUGCCUUUGUUUUUAGUACACUCAUAGUUUAUCAAAUUUGUCUGUUUUCAUUUCAUUAUAGUGUUGACUUUUUCUAGUUGUACAUAUCCAUAUUUUUUACAAAAAGACCCAAUGCUCAUCUGUUUUUUUUUUCUUUCUAUAGAGUAGCUUACUACAAACUGUGUUAAAUAACAUUGUAUUGUAUAUUUAUUUUUCUUGAUAUUUCGGUUGAACCUAUAUUGAUUUAAUUAUUUCAGCAUGGGUGUGGUCCCAAACAUACCUGAUUAAAGUCGGUUGAACUUUUCAUGGUAUUUAAAUGUUUUGUUUAGUAAUUAACAAAACCUCAACAAGGCUAUUGUUUGCACCAAAAAAAAUAAAACAAGUAUUUAUUGAUGUGUCAAUGCUAGAGACAAAAUUUUAUGGUUUUAUUUUAAGGCUAUGUUAAUUUAUAAAACAGGAGAUUUUAGUGUUAUUGUUUUUAUUUUUCAUAAAUUUUGUUUAGUUCAUAAAUAAUGAUAUCCCAUUAUUCAACAAAUAUUACACUUAAAUGUUUCACAAUAUGUACUUAUGGCACCAUAAGUGUCAAUUUGACUGAUACGUUAUUCACUUUUACAAUAUAAUAAGCAUCUCUAACGACUCGGAACAAUAAAAAUAAAUCGAAAGUAUUUAUGUGUUUGAAAAAUGCACCAAUGUCGUUAUGUAAAUAUGAGUUACUAAUAAAAGUUGCAUGAUUAAAAAAAAAAAAAAAUUUGCCCAUCUUUUUAUUACAUAUUAUUUAGUACAAACAUAAUGCUAAAUAAACUACAUUCAUAUUGAUUAUAAUACAUGAAAAGAUUAUCAUUUAGUAAUUUCAUUAAUUGUAUUAAUUUUCAUUAAUUAAACAUGAUUAAAAACCCUGAUUAUUUUAAUGAUUUUAGCUACAUUUUGGUGUUUUAUGGUGUAUUAACCUGUAGUUAGUUCGGUUCUAUAUGUUCUAUUGACAAUACUUUUAGGUUUUAUUGCAACUCACCGUAUAAUCUUUUCGCUAGUCAUUGCUGAUCAAUGCAAAAUAGCUUCUUGAAAUUGUUUUUAUUAUUAAUUUAUCGACUGUGAUACUUUGUAUUGUGGAAUCCAGUUUUACUAAAAAAUAUUUAUUGUCUAGUGUAAGCUUGUGUGUUUGUACAUGUAAUGUAGUGUCUUUCACAGGCUUGUGUAUCAGAUACACACAUGCUUUGUUGCUAGUCAUUUUGAGUGAGUUAAAUGUUUAACAUUAAAUGUUUGUCAGAUAUUAAUGGAAUUGUAGCUUGUAAUGUGUUAGAACAUUAAAAAUGUAUUAGCAUUGAUA